Molecule: messenger RNA, 3222 nt
Organism: Electrophorus electricus (electric eel)
Lineage: Eukaryota; Metazoa; Chordata; Actinopteri; Gymnotiformes; Gymnotidae
Gene: mtbp
Product: MDM2 binding protein
Biological process (GO): traversing start control point of mitotic cell cycle; regulation of protein ubiquitination; protein localization to kinetochore
Cellular component (GO): kinetochore
Source: RefSeq, a predicted model, not a curated record
UCAAAACGCGGGGAAAUUUGUUUAAUGUUGUGCAGCUCUCAGUAAAACAGCUGAAUUGUUAUAAGACUAAGGUCGCACAAAUAUGGACAGAUAUGUACUUGUCGUGUUAAUUAACGUGGAGCCCAAGAAACCGAUUUCUUUCAGCGGUAUUGACACUGCGAAAAAAGUACACGACAAACUCAAAGAGCUUUCUACCUGUACGUCUGGGAUUUCACCUUUCCCCGCUUGCUCUCUGAGUGGAAGUCCUGGCUCACAGAAGUGGCACUUUGCUAUCCAAGCAUUGUGUGUUCCAACACUGUACUGUAGUACGGAGUGGGAGGAGGUGUCUGUGCAGCACAGUGACAAUGAGGAGCCUGUAGUCUCUGCUGUGGACAGCUGUGUCAGCGCUCUACAGGAUCAGGAGCACAGCCAGCAGUCCGAGACCCUGUCGCAUGCAGAGCUGUUUGAAGAUGCGGCUGAGGCCCUGCAUCAGUUAGCGGACAAACUCCCUCCACCAGGGAGAUUUCUACUGGAUGUAAUUAUGCUGUGUGUGGAUGAGGUGGGAUUAAAAGACUUCCUGCCUGUGAUGGGCUCCCUGAAGCACAUGCAGGCUUGGCACUCUGCACGGAUUACCAUCGUCACAGAGCACAGUGCAGGAUGGCAGAUGGCAGCCUCGUACCUCUCAGGCAGAGUGUGUUCUCCCUCUUGGGUUCAGGACUGCAUCGAUGAACGUGAGCUGUGGAGAGGAGGCCUGCUGGUCAGAGAGAGAAAGUUUGUGUCAGAGCUGCUGUUUGAAGGCUUUAGUCUGAAGGCCCAGGCCGGUGCUGACUGGAGUCGUGAGCUCUGUUCCGGCUCCGAGCCCUGCUGCGCCGCUGACCGCACAGCACGGGCCGAGACGUUCCACUAUUACCAGCCAGCUUUGGAGCUGAUUCAGCUGGUACGAGUGACGGAUCUCCCGGUGCUGCUCCGCUCGAGCACCCAGUUGGAGCUCACACUCUUCAGCAGAUCAGCCAAAGGCCAAAUGCUCAUGGAUCAGCUUCGAGCUCUGCGUGGAGAGGUUGGGGCUCUGUUCUGUCUGUCCUGUGUGGUGAGCUCUGAAAUGUUCCCGCCGGCCCCCCAGCUCAGCACUGCCAAGUGGAGGAUCUUUGUGGCCACGCGACCCAAAGGCUUAUCUGCCCCUGAGGUCGAGGUAAAAGGAGAGAAAGGCUACUAUCUGCUCUUGGUCCAGGGGGCGGAGACUGGCGGCCUUAAAGCACGACUCCUACACUCAGCCAAUCAGAUCAAUGGGGCCGCUGCCUUGGCAGUGGUCAACAGUCUUAUCCUUAUCCGGGGAAAAGUUCCAUCAUCCUCAGGGAUCGACACUGCUGACUGGCUGAGCUCGCUACCCCGUCUCCGUGGAGACCAACUCUUGCUGAGGGAGAGGAGGCUAGCCAGCAUGCAAGCCAAGGUCCUUCAGGAAUGCCUCCGGAGGAGGGCGGAGUCCCACGGGCCUGCGGCACUGCCGCCCAAUGAUCUGCGAGCCCUGCUGAGGCUGGCCAGAGAGCAGUACCUGAAGAUGCAUGGCGCCACCCUGCCCCGGGCAUCCACCCGCGUGCCCCUGGAGGAAGGGAACCGCAUCUCUGUUACCAGCAGCACUAAGCAUGGCCCACCCUCAGACUGGCCUGAGAGAAGCGCCCUGCGGAACUACGCAAACCUGCAGAAGGGCCGUCAGAGGACCAGGUCCACCCUGUUCAGCGGCAACUCUGGGGAGUGUCUCAUGGGCCCGAAGGGAAGCCAGAGGAACAGCUCUGCGCUGAUGGACGCCAGAGAGGUCCUCAGACACUUCACGCCUGAUGGGCUGCCCAGUGGAGAACUGCAACCGCUGCCUGUCCUCCGAGGGGAGAAUGCGUUCCAGCUGUCACGUGAUCUCACUCCGCGAAAAGUGACCAACCUCCCGUUCCAGCAAGCCACCAGUGCCCACUACCACGGGAUUGAGUUUUGUCUGGACGAGCGGAAGGCUCUGGAGCGGGACCGGGACUUCGUGCGGCUGCAGUCGCGCCUGAUCCGCUUCGAGACCCAGACCACGUGCUGCAAGGAGCCCUGCCCGGUGACGCUGGCCCUGAGCCCCAUGCCCUCACCUGCCGGCCUGGCCGAGCCGGACAGCGUGCCCAACGACGAGGCACUGCAGAGCGAGCCGCUGUGCCGCAAGCACCGCACUCGCGGACCAGACGCACACGCCCACCAGCACAAGAGGUUGGCCAAGUCUGAGAGUGGCGAGUCGCUGGGCUCUCAGGGAAGCGCAGGCAGUGGCAGACACCCAGCGACCACGGCCCUACGGCUGCAGCGGGGCCGCUCCCAGUCCGCUGGCGGCCCGGUCGGGCGCUCCGUCGACAGGCCUGCACGUGGCCAACCAGCUGGCCUGAACCCCACCCAGGGACAGAGAGAGUCCCGCUCCCAGAAACACAACCGCAUGCUGAAAGAGGUGGUUGCGAAGACACUGCAGCACUACGGGAUCACCACCAAGCACGAGUGCUUCCACGCCUGCAGCCAGAGACUGUUUGAUGUGUCUAAGCUUUAUCUGAAGGACCUGAAAACCUCACGGGGGCUGCAUGAGGAGAUGAGGAAAGCAGCUCACCGAAAUGCCCAGCAGGUAAGCCGUUCCUCUAACACUUUGAUGGAACUACAGAAGGUUCUUGUGAAGGCUGACCAAAUUCCUGAAAACAGCCAGGGGCCUGAUUUGCCCAAGAUUUUGUGUGAUGUACGAAUGGGUCUAGUGCAGUUAAAAAAAAAACGAUUUAGGUCCUCGUGACCCAAAUGUCAUCAGAGGUGUGGUUAGGUUGGGUUCUGUCUAAACCGCAUAAACCAUAUAUAGUUUGUCUGCAUGUAUGAAAGAAGGAUGGGCAUCGUUUGUCAGUAAAAACAAUGUUAUUUUUAUACCAAAACUGUCCACUUUGACGUUUACAGGUGAUAGACUGGGUUGUGGAGAAAGCCUCUAAAAAUGACGUCUAAUCCACGUCAGUGUUUUUUGGGGGUUUUUUUUGUUUGUUUUUAAAAAACAAAACAAAAAACAGGUCAGAGGUGCUGAUGCUCAAGAUACGAUCUGAUGACGUAGUGCAUGUUUUGUCUUGGAAUAACUAAUAAAGUAAAUAUCUUUAUAAACCCCUGUACAGCUCCCUUGUAAUAGUGUUGUCAUUGUAAGAUAUCUUUUGUAUUAUAUGCUGUCAUGUCAUGCUGUAUGUAUUAAAAUUUUUUAUAAUUUUUGCA